AUGCAGGCCCUCACCCUUGCGCAGGUCAAGCCUGCGCUGGCAGGCUCCUUCUUCAGCGGCAAGCAGCUGCAGCAGCGGUCCCUGGUGGCCAAGGCCGCCCGGCCCAGCAUUGCCGUGGUGAGCAGCGCAGUGGCAGAGGAGGCCGAGCGCCUGCGCCUGAACAACCUGUCCCCCCAGGACGGCGCCAGGAAGAGCAAGAACCGCAAGGGCCGUGGCUACGGCGCAGGCCAGGGAGGCACCGCCGGCUUUGGCAUGCGCGGCCAGAAGUCGCGCAGCGGCAGCGGCAUCCGCCCCGGCUUUGAGGGCGGCCAGACGCCGCUCUACCGGCGGCUGCCAAAGCUCAAGGGCAUUGCCGGCGGCAUGGGCGCUGGCCUGCCCGACUUUGUGGUGGUCAACCUGGCGCAGCUGGACAAGUUUGCUGAGGGCGAGGAGGUGACCCUGGAGAGCCUGGAGGAGAAGCGCAUUGUCAACCUGAGCGGCCGCGAGUCGCGCCUCCCCCUCAAGGUGCUGGGCACCGGCGAGCUGACCCAGAAGCUGGUGAUCAAGGCGGCGGCGUUCAGCGAGAGCGCCAAGCAGAAGAUCGAGGCGGCGGGCGGGCAGGCGGUGGAGCUGCCGCAGAAGGUGACCUGGACGCGCAAGGCGCACGAGGCGCGUGUGGCAGCUGCCCAGAAGUGA
This is a messenger RNA of Chlorella variabilis, 675 nucleotides long. RefSeq lists its product as hypothetical. The transcript is spliced from 4 exons. NCBI's taxonomy places the organism in Eukaryota, Viridiplantae, Chlorophyta, Trebouxiophyceae, Chlorellales, Chlorellaceae. The coding region runs from base 1 to 675 and encodes 224 amino acids. Gene Ontology annotation, molecular function: structural constituent of ribosome. Gene Ontology annotation, cellular component: cytosolic large ribosomal subunit; ribosome. The record is from RefSeq and is a predicted model, not a curated record. Gene Ontology annotation, biological process: translation.